Messenger RNA from Truncatella angustata, 626 nucleotides. RefSeq lists its product as uncharacterized. The transcript has a single exon. The record is from RefSeq and is a predicted model, not a curated record. Lineage: Eukaryota; Fungi; Ascomycota; Sordariomycetes; Amphisphaeriales; Sporocadaceae. The coding region runs from base 164 to 439 and encodes 91 amino acids.
UUUUUGAAGGAAGGUACGUUUCGUAGUUAUUCUCCUUUUCUACUAUUGCUGAGUAAAGCUUGUGAUUACAGAUAAAGAACACAUAUAUGCUCUCCAUCGAUUGCUGCCGUUAUAGUCGCUAUCAGUGCAGCCAGGAAUACAAUCAUCACUUCGAGCAUCUACCAUGAUGGCAGCUUCGAACAACGGAACGUUCAGCUACACACGACCUUCUGACGCUUCAUCAACACCGUCUUACGUGGUGCUGCCAUCUGCUUCUUCAACCACCUCGUUCAAAAUCCUACGCUGCUUGAAGUGCGCAAAAUUGGUGGAAGCAACUUCUACAGAUGACCUUGAAUCCCUCGGAAUGAUCCAGAUAGGAUACAAUCUUCACUACUGUAAAAGAUGUGCUGAUAUAGUUGGUUAUACGUCAUUAUCUGAGUUAGAGGGCGUGGGUAGAUGACUUUUGCUCGACAAUGGUAACUAAAGCUCGUCGCUAUAGUUCACCUAGUGCGUGAGAGAACAAAUGCUGUGUCUAAAGGGUCAACGGGUAUCAGCUUUGAUAGAAACAGUAUGGAAGGCCAUCAAUUCAUUAGCCCAAGUUUCUUGACUUGAUAGAAAUUUUCAUCCCUCAUUUGAUUAAAACUUCG